UGCAGCGCGGCGGACGCUCCAGCUCCUGCGGUCCCGUCAUUGUAUCCGCGCGCACUCGCGAGUCCCCGGCGUGAACCGGAACAGCUUGCGGAAAUCGCGGCUGGGAGCCGGGCGCUGAGCAAGAGCGCGGUGGGAGGCGGCCUGCGCGGCGCCGCCCGCCAUGGCCGCGGCGGGGUGAGCUCUGCGCGGGGCCGCAGUCGCAGACUCAGGCUCCUCCGCUGCAACCCAGGGGCUGAGGCCGUAGCAGCCGUGGCCGCUGUCUGUCGGUCGCCGUAGCCGCCUGCUCGUUGCCGCUGUCCAUGGCGCGGCCCCGCCGCCGCCGCCGCUGCUGACCCGGGCCCCGCGCGGUUUCCGCCCUCCACGGGGCGCGGGCGGCCUGCCUUUGCGCCCGAGCCUGCGCCCGCGCCCCGGGACUACCAGCCCGGUGGUCAGCGAUGGGGAACACAACUUCGUGCUGCGUGUCGUCCAGCCCUAAGCUCCGGAGGAAUGCGCACUCGCGGCUGGAGUCCUACCGCCCGGACACGGACCUCAGCCGCGAGGACACUGGCUGCAAUCUGCAGCACAUCAGCGACCGGGAAAACAUCGACGAUUUAAACAUGGAAUUCAAUCCUUCAGACCAUCCUCGGGCCAGCACAAUAUUCCUCAGCAAAUCUCAGACAGACGUGAGAGAAAAACGAAAGAGUCUCUUCAUUAACCAUCAUCCUCCAGGGCAGACAUCAAGGAAAUACAGUUCCUGCUCCACCAUCUUUCUAGACGACAGCACAGUCAGCCAGCCAAACCUCAAGUACACCAUCAAAUGUGUAGCUCUUGCGAUAUAUUACCACAUCAAAAACAGGGACCCAGACGGAAGGACGCUCUUAGAUAUUUUUGAUGAAAACCUCCACCCUCUUUCGAAAUCCGAAGUGCCACCAGAUUAUGACAAACACAACCCAGAGCAGAAGCAGAUUUACCGGUUCGUUCGGACACUGUUCAGUGCUGCUCAGCUGACAGCUGAAUGUGCCAUUGUCACCCUGGUAUACCUUGAAAGGCUCUUGACAUAUGCAGAGAUUGACAUUUGUCCAGCCAAUUGGAAGCGCAUUGUUCUAGGAGCUAUCCUGCUGGCCUCUAAGGUGUGGGAUGACCAGGCUGUGUGGAAUGUGGACUACUGCCAGAUCCUGAAAGACAUCACAGUGGAGGACAUGUAAGUGUUUCGGGACUGAGUAACAGGGUACCAUUCCUAUUUCGGGUGGUAAAAAGUGAGUGAAUUUAGCUGAAUGUUUGAAGCCAGUCCAGCAGGGAUCCUGGCUGUGGAAAUGCAGUGGAUUGUAUUUCUCAUUUCUGUGAUCAGGAGCAGGUGCUGGCAAUACUUUCUGGUUUCAGAAAGCAUUUGCUGAAACUCUGCUGCAGGUAAAUAUUUCUUUGGGGAUUGGUAUUUGCAGUGUUUUCAUUUGGCUUCAGAGGACACAUUCCAUGCUUUGCCAAGUUGUCAGUCCUGUAUUCUGGGGCUGGAUUUGCACAAGCAUCGUCCCACCAUUCUCUCUGCAAGCCCCGUGGAGGAGCCUCCACAUGAGGACAGCUGUCCACCCAGCUCCCAGGGUUAUGAGAUGAUGUCCCAGCUGGACCAGACCUCAGAUUCUGUGAGAAUUAUUAGCUGAGGGCUUAUACACAGGUGUCAGGGAAAUGAGAAGGGAAGGCUAAGUCAUAGAAGCACAACCUCUCAGCCAGCAGGAGUCUUUUAUGCCUUAUUGUCAGUUCUGGUGCUCUUUGCUUGGCUUAGCUCUUCAGCUAACUUCCCUGAGGAAGGAGGUUAGUUACCAGCUAUAUACUAGUCACACCACAUUCUUGAUCCAAUAUCCCUAGAGCGAGAAUCUUUAUGCAACCUGUAUGGGAGAGUCGCCCACCAGACUAGCGGCACAUCGGCUAGUAAAUGAUAUAGCCAGGAUUUAUAUUUCUUCUCUCGGGAACAGGUAAAGCCAAAAUUGUCUAAACUUACAUAACAUUGUAGUUUUAAAUGAUUAUCUAUCUAUCUAUCUA
Molecule: messenger RNA, 2013 nt
Organism: Rattus rattus (black rat)
Lineage: Eukaryota; Metazoa; Chordata; Mammalia; Rodentia; Muridae
Gene: Ccny
Product: cyclin Y
Exons: 8
Coding region: 435-1184 (249 amino acids)
Biological process (GO): regulation of canonical Wnt signaling pathway; regulation of cyclin-dependent protein serine/threonine kinase activity
Cellular component (GO): plasma membrane; cytoplasmic cyclin-dependent protein kinase holoenzyme complex
Molecular function (GO): cyclin-dependent protein serine/threonine kinase activator activity; protein kinase binding
Source: RefSeq, a predicted model, not a curated record